GUCCAUUCAAGCGUCUGACAAAAUGAACACAUAAUACACCUGCUAUCUAUAUCUGCCUAUCUUAUGAAUAGGAAAACUAACACCAAUGGGCCAGUAUGGUUUUCUUUUAGCAUAGAAGACGAUCUACUCUGUCGGUCAUGGCAGACCCUAUAGACCCAGUGCCAGCCCUUUGACAAGGACUCGUCGAGAUUUCGCAAUGCGCAAUUUCGGGACAGGCUCUUGUUUGUAAUCUGCCAAUCUAACAUAUUCGAGACUCCAAUUCUCCCUGUGCUGGCUACAGACUAUUCGCCUGUCUUCCGCCAUCGCCGCCUCUCCCGUCAGGCCUCCCGCAGGCCCCAACCUUUCAGCAGCCUCAGGCACUAGCGGAACUUCCCUUAUCGACAAGGUCCAGCGUUUCUCAGCAACUACCACCCCGACGAUGGCCGAAUGGUCUAGGGCCCUGGUUCCCUCCCUGCUGUUCGCUCAGACGGCGUUCUUCUUCGGAGACGUCGAUCGUACGAAUCUCGCUCAGGCCAAUACCUGUUCGAAUUCGAAGCCGACAAGGAAGUCUUCAGAUGGUGCGAUCGCUGAUUCAACUCAGAUGAUAGACAGGGUUUGCCAGCCCGUGUCGCUAAGAAAGCACGAAGACAUGGGGUUCCCGAAUGGAUCUUCUGUAGUUGGCCUUUUUUUGCUUUUUGUUAUAGCUUUUAGUUCUAGCUGGAUGAAGCUAUAUGGGCCCACAAAAAUGCAUUUUUUACAAAUUCGUUGAAAAAAAAGCUCUGCAAUUUCUGAUUCAUAAUCUAUGUCGAUCAUUCCAGCGCGACCGUGGGAUUGAAUUUAUAUGGGCAAUUCAAAAGAUUCCUGCAGCUUGAUCUUGGGCUUUUGAAGCUAUUCGCGAGCGCGGCGGCACGCUGUUGCUCCCUUCUUUCCUUGCUCGAAGCACUUCCCGCUUUCCGAUCUUGACGCGCGACUGCCCAUUUCACCCAUCGCAUUCGCGUCCUCCCUACUUCUUCAUCCAGCGUGUAUGAAGUAUUUCCCGUACUCUGCCGUUUCCUUCCCUUGUACAAGUAAAUUGGAAGUUCUUCGAAAAGCC
Messenger RNA from Aspergillus wentii DTO 134E9, 1072 nucleotides. RefSeq lists its product as uncharacterized. The coding region runs from base 419 to 748 and encodes 109 amino acids. NCBI's taxonomy places the organism in Eukaryota, Fungi, Ascomycota, Eurotiomycetes, Eurotiales, Aspergillaceae. The record is from RefSeq and is a predicted model, not a curated record. The transcript has 2 exons.